AAACAAAUGCUCUUUCCUUCUUAUUUCUUCCAUUAUUUAUUUAUUCUUUUGUGUUUCCACAGUUUUGACUCAAAGUCUAAUAGUUAGUGUUGUUGUAAAUCACACUUCAGAUUUAGUUAAGUUAGUGUAACUAAGCCAAACAUAACAAUAACAUACAUACCCACCCCACACACUUUUGUUCUCUUCUCUUCUAUUUUUCACUUUCACACUCAUUCAUCAUCUCAAUCUCAUGUGCCAAAAUAACUGCAUUACCCUACCCUACAAGUACAAACAUCACAACCCCUUCAUUUUCUAUGUCUCUAAAUUAGAUCUAUCAUCUUCACACAAACUUGAACUACCACUUCCAUUUCCAUGGCUGAUACCACCAAAUAUGUUCCCAUAGCUACUACCACUGGAAAUAAUAACUUACACAAAUUAGACUUGAAAAAUCUCUUCACCAUUCUCAAAACUAAAACCACAAUUGCUUUUGCUUAUGCUUUUAUGCUUGUUUUCAUUGCUUUCACUAUUUUCUUAGCUUUUUCAUCUUCUCCAGCAAUUUCCACUACUACACCUUCUUCCACUUCUCAAUUUUCUUCAAUUUUUGAAUACUUUUUCCCAAACAACACCACUACACUAUCACAAUCACAACCACACAACACCACUACCAAUCUUCAAUAUCCUUUUGAUCCAUUUCAAAAUAAAACUUCUAUUUCUAGAUCUACCAAUGUAACUACUUUUUCUCAACCUUCAAAUCAAGAUGAUGCAGUUUCAGUUUCAGUUUCAGUUCCAACCACAAACAACACCAUAAUCACUAAUUCCACUUCACAAGAUGAUGCAGUUUCAGUUUCAGUCACAAACAACACCAUAAUCACUAAUUCCACUUCACAAGAUGAUGCAGUUUCAGUUCCAAUCACAAACAACACAAUAAUCAACAAUUCUACUUCACAAAUUGUGAAAAAUCACACUUCCUCCAAUUUUGAUGAAACCACAAAAGCCGUGAAUUCAAAUCAUACAACAAAUGCUACUUCACAAAUUGUGAAAAAGGAGGAUUCAUCCUCUACUGGUGAAGCAAAAACCAAAGCUAUGAAUGCUACUACUGUUGUUGAAGGAGUUUCAAUUCUUCCUAACAAGAAUUUGAGUUCUAAUUCUUCAUUGAAAGGUGUUGAUUUGAACAAUUACACUCAAUCACUUGCUAAGAAAAAGAACAACGGGAACAACAAAUAUGCUGAGUUGAUGGAAUCUUUGAUGAAUUGUGAUUUUUUUGAUGGUGAAUGGGUUAAAGAUGAUUCUUAUCCUCUUUAUAAACCAGGUUCUUGUUCAUCAAUAAUUGAUGAACAAUUCAAUUGUAUUCGAAAUGGAAGACCUGAUAAAGAUUAUCAGAAAUAUAAAUGGAAACCUAAGGGUUGCACCCUCCCAAGGUUGGAUGGACAUAAAUUGCUUGAUUUGUUGAGAGGCAAGAGACUGGUUUUUGUUGGUGAUUCUCUGAAUAGGAAUAUGUGGGAAUCACUUAUUUGUGUACUAAGAAAUUCUGUGAAAAAUAAAAAGAAAGUUUAUGAAGCAAAUGGAAGAGUCCAUUUUAGAGGAGAAGCUUCUUAUUCAUUUAUAUUCAAGGAUUAUAACUUCUCUGUGGAGCUUUUUGUGUCACCAUUCUUAGUUCAAGAGUGGGAAAUGCCUGAUAAAAAUGGAACAAAGAAGGAAACGCUUCGUCUUGAUUUAGUUGGUCAAUCUUCAGAUCAGUAUAAAGAUGCAGAUAUCAUUGUCUUUAAUACUGGUCACUGGUGGACUCAUGAUAAAACUUCUAAAGGGAAGGGCUAUUACCAAGAAGGUAGCCAUGUCUAUGAUGAAUUGAAUGUUCUUGAGGCGUUCCGAAGAGCUAUAACAACUUGGGGCAAGUGGGUUGAUGCCAAAGUAAAUCCAUCCAAGUCCUUAGUAUUGUUUAGAGGCUAUUCGGCUUCCCAUUUCAGUGGUGGGCAAUGGAAUUCGGGUGGAGCAUGUGACCAUGAAACUGCUCCCAUUGACAACGAGAAGUACCUAACAGAGUACCCGCCUAAGAUGAGGGUGUUGGAGAAGGUGCUUAAGUAUAUGAAAACACCUGUAUCGUACCUAAAUAUCACUAGGAUGACAGAUUUUCGAAAGGACGGUCAUCCUUCAGUAUACAGGAAGCAGAAUCUGUCACCUGAAGAAAGAAAAUCGCCAUUGAGAUACCAAGACUGCAGUCAUUGGUGCCUUCCGGGUGUUCCUGAUGCGUGGAAUGAGAUUCUCUAUGCUGAAAUUCUAAUGAGAGAGUACCGAAAUAAGCAGCAGCAGAAGAGAACAUAGGUAAUGACUACCAAAAACUUCUACCACGUGUAUACAUUAUAUCCAAUGUAUUAAAAAUAUGAAAUAGAUACAGAUGCAAUAUACGGUACAGAAAAUGCCUUUUUCCUAUUUUUCUUAAAAAGGUUUAAAAAUUUAAGUGAAAAAUUAUAUAUAAUUAAGAGAUGUGGUUAUCACAAGUUGGGGAGGAGAGGAGAGAAUACUAUAUGGUGGUUUAGUUUUUUCAGUGUAAAUCAUACUUUGUAUCUUCAUUUUCGUUCUAGUUCUAGCCUGAAAGGCUGAUUGCUAUUGUAAAUCCCUAAUCACCUGGAUUUUUGUUUAAUGUAAUCAAAUUAUUAAGAUGAACUGUUCCAGGAUUAUCCUUCUCAAGUUAAUUUAUGUGACUAUCUGUUGACUUCAAA
This is a messenger RNA of Trifolium pratense (red clover), 2696 nucleotides long. RefSeq names its product protein trichome birefringence-like. Bases 352 to 2298 code for a protein of 648 amino acids. The record is from RefSeq and is a predicted model, not a curated record. Gene Ontology annotation, molecular function: O-acetyltransferase activity. The transcript is spliced from 5 exons. Lineage: Eukaryota; Viridiplantae; Streptophyta; Magnoliopsida; Fabales; Fabaceae. Gene Ontology annotation, cellular component: Golgi apparatus.